AUUCCUUUACAGGUGGAGUCCUUGCAUAAAAUGGUGAAUGAAACAAUGGUCACUGAAUUUAUACUCCUGGGACUCUCCAGCAACUCAGAGGCACAAUUCAUUCUCUUUGGUCUCUUUCUUGUCAUUUAUUUAGUAGCUUUGAUUGGGAACAUUCUUAUCCUUCUUGUGAUUAGUUUGGACAAAAGACUUCACAAUCCCAUGUAUUUUUUCCUUGCCAAUCUCUCUGUGGUGGACAUUGGGUACACAACUACCACCGUCCCCAAGAUGCUGAUGAAUUACCUAUCCCAGGACAAGAGAAUUUCCUUAGUAGGCUGCUUCUCUCAAAUGUAUUUCUUCAUCUCCUUUGGUGGGAUUGAGUGCCUUCUGCUCGGUGUCAUGGCAUAUGACCGGUAUGCAGCUAUUUGUCACCCACUACACUAUAAUAUACUUCUGAGCCCAAAGGUGUGUGCCUGUCUUGCAGCAGCUGCUUGGAUUCUUGGCUUGUUUAAUUCAGCAAUACACUCAGGCUUGAUGUCCCGUCUAUCUUUCUGUCAAGACAAUGUCAUCCACCACUUUUUCUGUGACAUCCCACCCCUGUUCCAGCUCUCCUGCUCUGACACUCGGGUCAACCAAAUUGUUACUUUUGUGGUGGCUGGAGGUGUGGUAAUGGGUCCAUUUCUGGUUAUCCUAGUAUCUUAUGUCUAUAUAGUCUUGACCAUCCUUGGGAUGCGCACAAAGGAGGGCCGUCUUAAGGCAUUCUCCACCUGUGCUUCUCACUUGACUGUUGUGAGCAUCUAUUAUGGGACCAUCAUCUUCACAUACUUUCGCCCCAACUCCACCUAUUCCCAGGAGCAAGACCGGGCCAUGCCUGUGCUCUAUGGGAUCCUAACACCUAUGCUUAAUCCAAUUAUCUAUAGCCUGAGGAACAAGGAUGUGCAAGGAGUACUCCAGAAAGUCAUGCAAAGAAAAGGAAAAGGGAUUCAAUUUCCAAGAUUGAAAUGA
Messenger RNA from Sceloporus undulatus (fence lizard), 981 nucleotides. RefSeq names its product olfactory receptor 5F1-like. The transcript has a single exon. NCBI's taxonomy places the organism in Eukaryota, Metazoa, Chordata, Lepidosauria, Squamata, Phrynosomatidae. Gene Ontology annotation, cellular component: membrane. Gene Ontology annotation, biological process: G protein-coupled receptor signaling pathway. The coding region runs from base 31 to 981 and encodes 316 amino acids. Gene Ontology annotation, molecular function: G protein-coupled receptor activity; olfactory receptor activity. The record is from RefSeq and is a predicted model, not a curated record.